Molecule: messenger RNA, 3916 nt
Organism: Harmonia axyridis
Lineage: Eukaryota; Metazoa; Arthropoda; Insecta; Coleoptera; Coccinellidae
Gene: Syp
Product: heterogeneous nuclear ribonucleoprotein R
Exons: 11
Coding region: 247-2205 (652 amino acids)
Cellular component (GO): nucleus; ribonucleoprotein complex
Molecular function (GO): mRNA binding
Source: RefSeq, a predicted model, not a curated record
ACCGUCACCAGCGCCAUUCAGUGCAGUGUGCAGUGACAAAUUGCACUGCGCCGCGACUGUUCGGUUUUACACACAUGAAAAUUCAAAAUUCGAAACCGAAGUUUGAGCCAAGGUCAAAUUGUUCCUAAAUUUAAUGGCAUUAUUUUUGAAAUAGCCCAUUCUAUUUAUGUUAUUCGUUGUGUUUAUGUACUUCUAUAUUGUUCUGUGUUUUUUGAAGUUUAGUUCUGCAUUAAGUUGAAAGUUGCUAUGGCUGAAGGUAAUGGUGAAGUGUCGGAAGAGCCAAUGAAGAUCGAAUCAGACGAAAAGACCGAAGAUUACCAGAAACUAAUUGACUAUGGUCUUGAUGAAAAAGUGGCGGCUAAGCUUGAUGAGAUUUACAAAACUGGAAAAUUAGCUCAUGUCGAUCUCGACGAGAGAGCCCUUGAUGCCCUUAAAGAGUUUCCAGUUGAUGGAGCUCUCAAUGUUCUUGGUCAAUUUUUGGACUCUAACCUGGAACAUGUCUCGAACAAGUCGGCUUAUUUGUGCGGAGUCAUGAAAACUUACAGACAGAAAAGUCGAGCUGGUUCAAGUCAAGGUGUUGCUGCUCCAACUCCAACACCAAUCACGAAGGGGCCCGAUGAAGAAAAGAUUAAGCAAAUUUUAGAUAGGACAGGUUACACUUUAGAUGUUACAACAGGUCAACGUAAGUAUGGUGGACCACCUCCUGAAUGGGAUGGUUCACCACCUGGCUCAGGUUGUGAAGUUUUUUGCGGCAAAAUACCAAAAGACAUGUAUGAAGACGAACUCAUACCACUUUUCGAACAAUGUGGAACGAUAUGGGACCUUAGAUUGAUGAUGGACCCUAUGACUGGCACUAAUAGAGGGUAUGCUUUUGUUACUUUUACAUCCAGAGAUGCCGCACAGAAUGCUGUUCAGAAGCUUGAUAAUCAUGAAAUCAAACCCGGAAAGACUCUGAAAAUUAACAUUAGUGUACCAAAUCUGCGGCUUUUUGUUGGCAACAUACCAAAGUCAAAAGGCAAAGAGGAGAUACUGGAAGAGUUUGGUAAAUUGACAGCGGGCCUCAAUGAAGUCAUCAUAUACAGCUCGCCAGAUGAUAAGAAGAAAAACAGAGGAUUUUGUUUCUUGGAGUACGAGUCUCAUAAAGCAGCUUCUCUUGCCAAACGUAGGCUUGGCACUGGUCGCAUUAAAGUUUGGGGUUGUGAUAUCAUAGUCGAUUGGGCAGAUCCUCAAGAGGAACCAGAUGAACAAACUAUGUCCAAAGUUAAGGUUCUCUAUGUACGAAAUUUGACACAAGAUAUCACAGAAGAAAAACUCAAAGAAGUUUUCGAAGCGCAUGGAAAAGUUGAAAGGGUCAAAAAAAUCAAGGAUUAUGCCUUUAUUCACUUCGAGGAUAGGGAUAAUGCAGUAAAGGCAAUGCAUGCAUUAGAUUCAACCGAAAUGGGCGGUUCAAACAUUGAAGUCUCCCUAGCUAAACCACCAUCCGAUAAAAAGAAGAAAGAAGAAAUCCUCAGAGCCAGAGAAAGAAGAAUGAUGCAGAUGAUGCAAGUUAGAGGAGGAAUGAUGCCCGCUGCAAUGCCCAUGAGAGGAGGUCCACCUGGUGCAGGUGGGCCAAGGACAGGUCCUGGAAUGAGGUCUAUGGGUCGAGGUGAUUACGAUUACGAUUACGACUAUUACGGGUACGGUGAUUAUAGAGGCGGCUACAGCGAUCCAUAUUAUGAUGACUAUUACCGGUAUGAGGAGUACUAUUACGAUUACCCCCCGGGACCACCGCAAGCAAGAGGGAGAGGUCGGCAACCACAACCGGAACUGGAGGAAGGAGGCACGUUGAAUUCGAGCAGCGUGUACUAUGAAGUAAGCAGUGGAACUCAGGCUGGCCGUGGGCGUGGGGUGGUAGCACGUGGCCGAGCAGGUGGACCCCCAGCCCGUGGAGCAGCGGCCAACCGAGUGGGCCGGGGAGGAGCAGCAGGGGGGCGUGGGGCACCACGCCAAACCGCUCGUGGAGUGGGUCGCGCCAAGGGAAAUUUACCAGGUGAUGUUUCAGCAGGUAAACGAAAAUUCGACGGGGGUCACCAGAACCAGGGGGAGACAAAGCGCAGAUAUCAGAGCAACUGGGGUAGCCAGCCCCUACAGCAACAGCCGCUGGGAAUGGACAUCAAUGGAGAUCAGCAGGCAUGGUACCAGGAUUCCUAUAGCUCCUGGAGCUAAGUGAUCGGACUGUGCAACCCACGGUGAACUGAGUGCAAGUGGCCCUUCGUCUAGCUACAAGUAGGUGUUCACACGUAUAGUGCCUGCUGGUGUGUGCCUACGACCUCUUCAUAGCAUAUCCCAACAUCGACAACAAAAUGAUGUCCCUUAUCUAACUAAUUUAAUUAAUUACCUAUCUGCAUUCGUUUUUUAUAUUUGUUGAGUUGAUUGAUAAUGCUCUUAUACUAUGUUGGAAUUUUCAAAAUUUUUAAAUGUAAAUUUGUUUUUUGAAUUCUUUAUAAAUUAAAUUGUGGAAGUUACGUUUUUAUGUUUUUGAAAUGAUAAUUGUUAGGGCAAGCGUGCCCUUGUCUGGCGUCUUAUUUCAUUGUAGGGUUCAGCGCUUGCUUAGUUUAUCUUUUUGGUUAAUAUUGAUGUGGACUGAAGCUCCAAGUUUUCAUAUUGUUAAGCUUUAGUCUGCAUGUGUUACAUGUUUUUUUCGAUUGUAUCUUUUUAACCCAAUAUACCAGGUGUCACAUCAGUGCAUUAAUUUUUGAUUUUUAAAUGAAAAAAUAUUCAUUCCUCUAUAAGCAUAGAUUUGGCACUUUGAGCGAGGGCGGGCACCUGUUAACAGCUAGCUCUGCUCACGUUGGGUAUGGAGGGGAUUGUACUCGGCUCAUGCAGUGGUAUUAAAUCCGAUAAUCAUGAAACGAGUGAGUUUUUAUUAUAUGUAUAAUAAUUCGAUCAUAAUGUUUUAUUCCUGCAAGUGCAUUUUGCAUUGUGAUGUAUUUUAGCAGUAAUUUAGGAGUCCGAAAAGCAUGUACUCUGUUUUCUAAAAAAAUGGAUCAUUUUCUAGAACACAAUGAAUCAGCCCCGAACAGCAUAUUCAAUAAAGCUGGAAAGGAAUUAAUUUUAAUUCAAUGUUUAAUUUGUAUACGGAAUUAAAUUCUGGUUUAUAAAAUAUCCUCUUAUGUUAUUUGUAUUUAAUUUUGGUAAUCGAUAAUCUAUUUAAUUUGUAUAUAUAGAAAUUAUGCAACAGGUGCUAGACAAUUGAAUUUCUGUCCAAGUUGUGAACCCCAAAUUGCACAAUCGAAUUUUACACCAAAUUGUUAAUUUACGCCUGCUUGAGAUUUUACAUCGAUUUUUAUUUUACAAACUGUAGCACCCCAAGCACAUUUUCAUUAACAAAAUGAUUUUCUCCGUUUUUCUGUAGUUAAGUUUUUUUAUUAGCAUUUACUGAUAACCAGAUAUGUAAUAAUUUAUUGCUCCAAGUUGGUUUUGUUAACAUUGACCUGCAGGAUUUCCCCUGGUUCUUUCGAUCCAUUCAACACAAUAAUAUGCGAAUUUAUUCUGGUUUCGUUUAUGAUCUACACUUCAAUAGGAAAAUAAUCUAUAGCAAGAAAUUCAGUUUCAAUAGUUAGUAAUUUUAGAAAAAAAUAUUGUAAGCCCAAAACUGUUGAUACCAGUCUUUUCCAUUGCUCCAUUUUCAGUGUUCCCACAAACCUACAAGCACUAUCCGUACUAAUCCAUUCAAUGCCAUUUUUUACUUUUUCAUCAUCAUUUACUAAUAUAUAUCAAUUGUGUUUUUAUUCUAUUAUUUUUUUUUUCGAUAUAAUGAUACUGUUUUGUUUUGAGACACCUGCUUCCAAAAGUUUAGGUAUAUUGUCCGUCAUUUAAAAAGAGAGGACUGAUUUACAUGUCUUAAUAAACAGUUGUAUGUGUAUUACAUUUUAAA